This is a messenger RNA of Abrus precatorius (Indian licorice), 2854 nucleotides long. Its product is annotated as peptidyl-prolyl cis-trans isomerase CYP63. Gene Ontology annotation, biological process: protein peptidyl-prolyl isomerization; protein folding. NCBI's taxonomy places the organism in Eukaryota, Viridiplantae, Streptophyta, Magnoliopsida, Fabales, Fabaceae. The transcript is spliced from 13 exons. The record is from RefSeq and is a predicted model, not a curated record. Bases 464 to 2479 code for a protein of 671 amino acids. Gene Ontology annotation, molecular function: peptidyl-prolyl cis-trans isomerase activity.
AUUCAUAACUGCAUGGUGAGAUUCUCUCUCUCUCUCUCUCUCACACAUUCUCGGUCUCUAUCUCUGUCUUUUUUAUUUAGGUUUUUGUAUAUUGCAUUGCCAGGAACUUGAGUUUAAUUACACAUUGAAUGGAUACUUAGGGUUUAGGGUUUUGUAGCAUUGCAUCUGCCAAAACUGAUAUUGGGAAGCUCUCUAGCUCCGUGUAUCAUAGUGGAGUGAUUUUGCUGGAUAUGUAGUAAUGAUAGUAAACAAUUGGUUAUUGGGACAACAGUUUCUACUUUGUGUUUAUACACUUGAAACUGUUCUGAUAAUUCCUUGCGUUUGAUGCACGACAAUGGCUCUCUGUUUUUAUAGAGGAACACUGGUAUGGAAUGAGCUUCGUGACUCGCCUUGGAACGUUGCUGCUGAUUCUUGAUUGUUUUCUUACUCUAAUUUACAUCUGAACUUUCUUCUGAGCGAAGUGAUGGGUCUGGAAAAGGAUCCUCGUAUAUUUUUAGAUGUCUCAAUUGAUGGGGACCCUGUGGAAAGGAUUUUUAUUCAGCUUUUUGCCAGUAUAGUUCCUAAAACAGCAGAAAAUUUUCGGGCACUUUGUACAGGUGAGAAGGGCAUUGGAGAAUCGACUAGGAAACCUUUGCAUUAUAAAGGAACAUGCUUUCAUCGUAUAAUUAAAGGUUUUAUGGCUCAAGGUGGUGAUUUUUCAAGGGGCAAUGGCACAGGCGGGGAAAGUAUUUAUGGAGGAAAGUUUGCAGAUGAAAAUUUCAAACUAACACAUGAUGGACCUGGCGUUCUUUCAAUGGCUAAUAGUGGUCCUAACACAAAUGGAUCUCAGUUCUUUAUUACAUUCAAGCGCCAACCUCAUCUUGAUGGGAAACAUGUUGUUUUUGGAAAAGUUAUCAAGGGAAUCGACAUUCUGAAGAAAAUUGAGCAGGUGGGAACUUCUGAUGGGAAACCCACCCAGCCAGUUAAAAUUAUUGAUUGUGGUGAAGUCUCUGAAACAAAAGUUCAGCAUACUGUUGAGAAGGAGAAAGGGAAAAAGAGAAAGUCAAGGAAAUCCCUAACUUCUGAUGAUAGUUCUGACAAAAAAUCAAGGGGGAAAAGAAAAAAAUCUUCCAAAGACUCAAGGAAGAGAAGGAGGAGAUACUCAUCAUCUGAUAGUGAUAAUGGUAGUGAUAGUUACUCCUCAGAUUCUGAAUCAGAUUCAGAUUCGGAUUCUGAAUCAGAUUCAUCAUAUUCUGAUUCCAGUUCCUCUGGUUAUGGGAAACACCAGAAGAGUAGGAGGAAUAGGCACAAGCAUGAGAAGAAGAGGAAAAAUGGACGAAAGCUGAGAAGGAGAAGCCAGCACAGUAAAAGUAGAAGACCAAGACACAAGUCCAGACGGAGUUCAGAUGAUUCAAGUGAUACAGAAAGUGAUAGUUAUAGUGAUAGUAGUUCUGGUGAUGAAAAAAUUGAACGCCGUGCCUCUGGUCGUAAAACACGUGUUGACUAUAAAGCACAAAGAAAUCUAGAUGCAGGAAAGCAAUCUUCUAGCCUUCCUCAACGAAGUCCGGCUAUUCCAGAACAAAAGUUGGAGGAUCCCAAGGUUAGAAGAACUGUGGACAAGCAAUCACAUGAAGAAGGUGAAUUAUCUCCAGAAAAUGGAGCAUUUCUGAAUAAUGGGCAUGAUACUCGAGCUGAAUUUAGUAAACCUGCUAAGCAACAUGCUAAUUCCGAUGAUUCAAAUCACAAUAGAGGUGGAAGUCCUGGGAGAAGUCCUGCUAGGAGUCCAACUAGGGAUUCUACGGGGCUAAACCAUGGACGUGCUUUGUUGUUGGCUAGUCCUGGUCAAAAGGCAUCUGAACCUGCUGCCCCCAAACAUAGUCAGCGAUUUUCAAAGAGUCCUUCACCAAAUGGCAUGCCUAAGCGUAUUAAAAAGGGCCGUGGCUUUACUGAGCGCUAUGCAUUUGCACGCAGAUAUCGAACUCCAUCUCCAGAGCGAUCUCCUCAUACAUAUCGCUAUGGUGAUAGAAAUAUAAGAAGAAACUUUGACAGAAACACUAGCUAUAGAAGUUAUUCUGAACGCUCACCACCCAGACGUUACCGAAGCCCACCAGCGGGCAGGAACCGUCCAAGAUACCAAGGCAGAAGAAGUCGGAGUAGGAGCAUCUCCCGCAGUCCAGUGCGUGGCCGUAUUAGGGACCGUGGCCGUAGCCGGAGUCCAAUACGCAGUCUUAGCCCAGAAGACAGGCGGCCUCCCAUUAGUGACAGAUUAAAAUCCCGACUUGGUCCCCGAAGUGAUCAACGAUCGGCAGACAGGGGUAGGUCAAAGUCCCAUUCUAGGAGCAAUGGCUCUUCUCGCUCCAGAUCCCCUGAUGCCACCCCACCAAAGCGAUAUGAUAAAAGGACUUCUGUAUCUCGAAGCAGGUCUAGAUCUAGCUCUUCAUCUGGACAAAAGGGUUUAGUUUCUUAUGGAGAUGCUAGUCCUGAUUCUGGGCCCAGGUAGGUAUUACGAUGACUGGAAGCAAGACUCAAUUUUCAAUUGAAGCUGAAAUUGCUAUGCCUUCUAUGACGAGUCUCAACAGGAGUUAUGGUGGGCAUCCAUAUAUCCUUUGUGGAGUUCCUAUGUUGAUCCCGAAUUCGGAGCCAGUUAAAUAUUGUGCAUUAGCUUAAAAACGAGCAUUCUAUCAUGUUAGCUCAACAAAGAGGUUAUUGGUGCCAAAACCUGAAUGAUGCGCCUUAAAUUGGAUCUGAUGUGUUUUGUCUCUAUUAUUUUUCGUAAUACAUUUUUUUUUUGUUAACAGCAUUUUUACAUUGAAAUUCAUCAUUCCUGCUCAAAUUAAAGAAAAGCUAGAACAUUCUCGGCUUCAAAGUACCACAU